This is a messenger RNA of Drosophila subpulchrella, 1007 nucleotides long. RefSeq names its product congested-like trachea protein (gene colt). Lineage: Eukaryota; Metazoa; Arthropoda; Insecta; Diptera; Drosophilidae. The transcript has a single exon. The record is from RefSeq and is a predicted model, not a curated record. Gene Ontology annotation, cellular component: mitochondrial envelope. Gene Ontology annotation, biological process: carnitine transmembrane transport; mitochondrial transport. Gene Ontology annotation, molecular function: O-acyl-L-carnitine transmembrane transporter activity. Bases 30 to 950 code for a protein of 306 amino acids.
AAGGUGAAGGUGAAGAGUAACCCAGAGCCAUGGCCACCACUGAGAAAGUCUCCACCGAGCGCAAGGCCAAUCCGGUUAAAUCCUUCCUCACCGGAGGAUUCGGAGGAAUUUGCAAUGUGUUAUCAGGUCACCCGCUGGACACCAUCAAGGUGCGCUUGCAGACGAUGCCCCGACCGGCGCCUGGCGAGAGUCCCAUGUACAGAGGAACCUUCGAUUGUGCAGCCAAGACCAUCAAGAACGAGGGAGUCCGAGGCUUGUACAAGGGAAUGUCAGCCCCCCUGACCGGUGUUGCUCCCAUCUUUGCCAUGUGUUUCGCGGGCUACGCACUGGGAAAACGCCUCCAACAGCGCGGUGAAGAUGCCAAGCUCACCUACUCCCAGAUCUUUGUGGCGGGCUCAUUCUCCGGUCUGUUCUCCACCUUGAUAAUGGCGCCUGGAGAGCGAAUCAAGGUUCUGCUGCAGACGCAGCAGGGUCAGGGAGGCCAGCGCAAGUACAACGGCAUGAUCGACUGCGCUGGAAAGCUCUACAAGGAGGGCGGUCUUCGCAGCGUUUUCAAGGGCAGCUGCGCCACCAUGCUCAGGGAUUUGCCCGCCAACGGUCUGUACUUCCUGGUAUAUGAAGCCCUUCAGGAUGUGGCGAAGGCCAAAUCCCAGUCUGGCCAAAUCAGUACUACCUCAACGAUUGUCGCUGGUGGAGUUGCCGGCAUGGCCUACUGGAUUCUGGGAAUGCCAGCCGAUGUCCUAAAGAGCCGCCUGCAAUCGGCUCCGGAAGGCACUUACAAACACGGAAUUCGCAGUGUCUUCAAGGAUCUGAUUGUUAAGGAUGGUCCUUUGGCCUUAUAUCGGGGCGUUACGCCUAUUAUGAUCCGUGCCUUCCCGGCGAACGCUGCCUGUUUCUUUGGCAUUGAACUAGCCAACAAGUUCUUUAACAUUGUGGCGCCAAAUUUCUAGUUCAAAAUAGGUGAAAUAAAUUUAGUGUCUCACUAAAGUGUUUUUAAAUAUAAAAAA